GCCAAUCGAACGCACGGCUUUUGUUUAAUACCUGUAGUGUGUUGUUAUAUACAGAUGUACUUACAUAUAUAAAUAAAUGAGUGAUUUGUAUUUUGUUUUUAUAAAAAUGCCUGCUCGGCAAUUCGAACCGAUAUUAAGCUAAAGGCGCUUCAGUUGUCGUUCGUCGUUUGAUGCGCCCCCACGUGCCGCUCGAAAAUUAAAAGCAAUCGGUUGUUUAUACACACAUACAUUCAUACAUACAUACAUACAUGCAUACAUGUGUAUAAAUAAAUAAUAUAAUAUCAAGUUCAAAGGCUAUCAUUAAAUAGAGUUUGUGCGGAAAUGUUAAAUGACACGCAAAUAAUUAAGCGUACUGAUUAAAUGUUGCUAUAAAUUGCAAUCGCUUUUGCAUUUUUGUGCCUUUUGUUUUUUGUUCGUUCCCUCGCUUGUUUUGUGUUAGUGUGUUUGUGCGUUUGUGAGUCCAUACAAAAUGGAGCCAAACAAACAGCGCCGCACGCCCAAAUUGGGUCAAGUGGGACGCGCUUAUUCGGAGAUGUCGCCAUUGAAUCCCCCACUGUCCGCUCACUCCACGGCGACGACAAGCUCGCAUGAGCGGCGCGAUUCCGGCAACUAUGGCAGCAUUUUUCCGUUUGGCCUAUUUCGCAGCUCCUUCGGUCGUAGCGGAAAUUCAAUUCAGAACAUAAAUCGUUACGGAGACUCCAUGGGUUCGCUGGGACAUCGCGCCUUGCUCCAGUACAUUGAUAACAACGACAUAUCCGGGUUGCGAGCCAUACUCGACAGUCGACACUUGACCAUCGAUGAUCGCGAUGAGAACGCAGCCACGGUGCUUAUGGUCGUGGCCGGACGUGGUCUGACGCCCUUUGUCCGCGAGUUCCUGGCGCGCGGUGCUGACGUUCAGGCAGAGGAUUUGGACAACUGGACAGCAUUGCUGUGUGCUGCUCGCAAUGGACAUUUAGAUGUGGUUCAACUCCUUCUCGAUCAUGGCGCCGAGGUGGAACAUCGUGAUAUGGGUGGAUGGACAGCGCUUAUGUGGGCCGCAUACCGAGGACAUACGGAGCUAGUACGUCUACUGCUGGACAAGGGUGCUGAUGGCAAUGCACAUGGCAACUAUCAUCUUGGUGCUUUACUCUGGGCAGCGGGGCGUGGCUACAAGGAAAUUGUGGAGCUAUUGGUACAGCGUGGGGCUAAGGUGAACGUAGGCGACAAAUAUGGGACCACUGCGCUGGUCUGGGCUUGUCGCCGAGGCAAUGUCGAGAUUGUUGAUACGCUGAUCAAAGCGGGCGCGAACGUGGACACGGCCGGCAUGUAUUCAUGGACGCCACUAUUGGUAGCCGCAACUGGCGGACAUACAGACUGCGUCAAUUCGUUGCUGGAGAAAAAGCCAAAUGUAAACGCGCUGGAUAAAGAUGGCAUGACAGCGCUCUGCAUUGCGAGCCGAGAGGGCUUUCAAGACAUCGCAGCAUCUUUAAUAGCCGCCGGCGCCUACAUUAACAUACAGGAUCGUGGCGGAGACACACCACUCAUACAUGCCAUUAAGGGCGGCCAUCGCACCGUUGUGGAGGCGCUACUGAAGCGUCAUGCCGACGUCGAUAUACAGGGAAAGGACCGAAAGACGGGCAUUUAUACGGCAGUGGAGAAGGGACAUACACAAAUUGUGAAGCUCCUCCUAUCCACUAAUCCUGAUUUAGAGUCGUCGACCAAAGAUGGGGAUACCCCAUUGCUACGAGCCGUUCGCAAUCGCAAUCUAGAAAUUGUUCACAUGUUGCUCGACCGAAAAGCCAAGGUGACAGCCAGUGAUAAGCGUGGCGACACUUGCCUGCACAUUGCCAUGCGUGCGCGUUCCAAGGCAAUUGUUGAAGCGCUGCUGCGUAAUCCAAAGAACAGUCAACUGCUUUAUCGCGCCAACAAGGCAGGCGAAACGCCCUACAAUAUUGAUGCCCUACAUCAGAAGACGAUUUUAGGCCAGGUCUUUGGCUCGCGCCGACUGAACACGAACGAGGACUCCGAAGGCAUGCUGGGCUAUGAGUUGUACUCCUCGGCCCUGGCUGACGUUCUUAGCGAGCCCACAUUGACAACGCCCAUCAUCGUGGGACUGUACGCCAAGUGGGGCAGCGGGAAAAGUUUCCUCCUCAACAAAUUGCGCGAUGAAAUGAACAAUUUUGCGCGGCAGUGGGCGGAACCGCCGACACCAACCAGCGGCCUGCUCUUUCUAGUCUGUCUGCAUCUCGCCCUGCUCAUUGGUACCACCGUCGGUCUGGCUUCCUGGUCUGCUCUGUGGGGCGGUGUGGCGGCCGCUUGCUUCCUAAUACUUGCAUACCUGCUGCUCGCUGCCGUAAAAUAUUGCAACUAUCAGAUGGAUAUGUACUGGGCCUACUCUGUGCUGCAUGGAAUUGAGAAGCGCAUUACACGUUUGCGUCUGAUACUGCAGGUGACAUUCUGCCAUCCACCUGGGCCAGACUCGGACUCUCAAGCACGACCGGUGCGCUUCCAUUUUGCGGAGGCCAGCAGCGCCUCACCCACAGGCGAUGGGGCAGUUGCUCACAUGCUAGCCGCCCUCCUCGUCGCAAUUGAGUCGCAUUAUGGUUGGCUCUCUACCCGCCUCUAUCGCGCAUUCCGACCUAAAUGCGUCAAGACGGAUGCAGGCUGGCGCUGGCGUCGCAUGUGCUGUAUGCCCAUUGUCAUACUUUUCGAGAUGGGUCUAAUCAUCCUGGUGGCUGGAAUCUCGCUGGUCAUUGCCUACUUUACACACGCCAACGAAUCGGAGCGCGAGCAAAUUUUGGUGGCUGUCUAUGUCAUCGCAGCGGUGCUAGCCACGCUCAUCUGCACUAAUCUCCAUGUGCUGGCCAAGGUUUGUGGUUCGCUGUUCACCUCGCACAUACGCCAGCUGAAGCGCGCCGUGAGAUCGAGCGAGAGUGCUCCAUUGACCAUGCUCGGUGCCGAGGUGGCCAUGAUGACGGACAUGGUCAAAUGUCUCGAUGCCUUCACCAAUCAGCAAAGCCGCCUGGUGGGUGUUGUCGAUGCAUUGGACUCCUGUGAUACCGAACGUAUUCUCACUCUGCUAAAUGCCGUGCAGACCCUACUAUCCUCGCCCAAUCGCCCCUUUGUACUGCUUAUCUCCGUGGAUCCUCAUGUAAUUGCCAAGGCGGCGGAGGCUAAUAGUCGGCGCCUAUUCACCGAAGGCGGUAUCGGAGGCCAUGAUUUUCUGCGCAAUUUGGUUCAUUUGCCGGUUUAUUUGCAAAAUUCUGGCCUUAGGAAAGUGCAGCGCGCUCAAAUGACUGCACUACUCUUCAAGCGAGGCGGCAACGACUAUCAAUUGGAUGAGGGGCCCACGCUGGGGCACUCUGUAUCUGCGCGCCGACUUUCGAAUGCAUCUGAGAUCAUGUCAAGCCAGGAGAAGCUGCGCACCCCUCAUAAUGCGGGACGUGGUGGCGCGUCUGGGAGCGGCGCUGGAAAGAAACUUCGUCUAUCUGAGUCUGUAGCCAGUUCUAUUGGCUCCAACUUACAUCGUUUGGGGCAGAACCCACAGGGUGUGCUUGAUCUGUCGCGCAUUGUACUCACCGAUGAUUACUUUAGCGACGUGAAUCCACGCAGCAUGCGACGACUGAUGAAUGUCAUUUACAUAACCGUGCGCCUACUGAAAGCAUUCCAAAUAGACUUCAGCUGGUACCGUCUCAGUUCCUGGAUUAAUCUGACCGAACAGUGGCCACUUCGUGCUAGCAUGAUUGUCCUCCAUCACGACCAAUUCAUGGACAGCAAUGCCGAUGAGAAUGUCUCCCUUCAGAGUGUCUACGAAAAAGUGCGUCCCAAACUUUCCUGCCUGCGUGAAGCAGCACCCCUGCUGGAGCUCGAUCGCGAUGAACGUAAACUGGACGCCUUUCUGCAGCUGCACAAGUCGGACUUGUUGGUGGCGGAUUUGCGCAUUUUUCUGCCUUUCACCAUCAAUCUGGAUCCGUAUUUGAGAAAAGUGCUAAAGGAGGAUCAGCAAAUCAUAGAGGAUGAGGGUUCACUGGUAUUGCAGACGCGUCCGAGCGUUUCCCACGUCAUGCGAUCGCAUCCACCACCGCCCACCACGUACGUGCCUUCGCCCCAAGCCUAUCCGUCCUACCAUAUGCUGCAAAAUGAUUAUGUGCCGAAUGAGCUGCGCUCCCGCAAUCUUAGUUCGAGCACAGAGCCGCCGAUGACGCCACUGAUUAUGUCGCCGAGCGACUCGUUUGGUGAAGACAUUCUGCAAACCAAACUCUCAGAUCUCACAGCCGAGGGCGUCAUUAGUUUACUUGAGCGCAUUGAGGAUCUCAAGCCAGCGCUGUCGAAACUGGCGCCAGUGCUGCGAGAGAAUGCCAUAAAUGGACGUGUCCUGAAGCAUUGUGAUCUCACCGACCUCAAAACGGUUCUCGGCUUGAGUUUUGGACAUUGGGAGCUGUUCCGCUUACUUAUCACUACGUUGCGCGAGUGUGAGCGUCUGCCGCGUAAAAAUCGACCCCAGCCCGCUAUUGCAGAUGUGCCUGCGAAUGUGCCGACCAUCAAGGACGUUACAGAUGCGCUAAUGCAGCCCUCCCGAGAACCGCAGUCUCGCAAGAACUCCGUCAGUCAUAUGGAGAAACAGGUUACACUCGAAGAGCAGAUGAUAUGCGGCGCCUUGCAGACCCUCAAUGAGGAGGCCUUUGAGGAUGUGGCCAGCAGCGAGCGUCCCAGCCCCUCCGGCAUGCCAACAGGUGAGAUGUUAGCUGCAGCUGCGCAACUGCAAUUAGCACCCAUACGUGAGUCGUCCGAGUUUGGUUCACCGUCUGAUGAGCAAAAAAUCACCAAUAUACUGCAAUAUAAUAUCAAUGCCAACAACAACAACAACAACAGUUCGCAACAAAAGUACCUACAAGGCGACUAUAAUCGCAGUGCCAGCACCUAUUCACUUCAAAGUCUGACCGAGGGCCUGCAAAUGCGACUGGGUAAUGGACAAAGAGGCAGUACUGCCGAUUUGUUGAAUGUAGGUGACGGAUAUCUUGGUGGUGGUGGUGGUGGUACUCUUACUUCUACUAGAGUUAGUGGUGGUGGUUACGCUUUGGUCGCUGAGCCGCGACAUCAUUCAAUGAGCGACGAUUUGCUGGCCCAUGAACCCAUGGUGCCCUACACAACAGUACCCACUGUGAUUGUAAUACCGAACGGCAAUGACAGCGACAAGGUAUACGACGAUACAAAGUUAUAGAAGUGGCCGAAAUUGGGACGCGAUUGGUUUGAGUUAUGAUCCAGCUGAGUGCUUCAGAUCUCUUACAAGUAUAGAACUCUGCGACAAAAUCGUGCUGAGGAACCACUAACAUAUCUCAAUGCAUUGCUCUUCCAAGUGCUAAAGACCUGUUGCCCCUAGCUUCCUGCUAUAAGCCAACGAACUUAGCCGAAUUUUAACACGAAACGAAAUUUAGGUAGCUCGUCUGACGGUGCCAUACUUGUAAAGCAAUAUAUCGUACAUGUAUAGAUAGAUAUAGUAUUACAUAAACUGCAGCCAAGUAUUAGACGAAACAAAAAAGGCUAUACGUAGCUUUGUGACUACAAUAUGUAAAUAUAUACAUACAAGUAUAUGCAUAUUAUAUACAUAUUUAUAAACAUUCUAGUACUUUUGUGUAAUUUCAUGAGUUUUUAUAUAAACAGUCACAAACAUAGUUAUUAACAUUCCUAAUAGUGGAUAGUAUAAUGUAUCCACCUACAACCUAGAACAAACGAAGUUCAGAACCGUAUUUUUAUAAUUUGGCUUUGGCUUAAUUUGUAAAUCCACUGCGCACUUUAUAAACGUUAAGGGAAAAUUAUAUUACUUUUGCGUUUAAGUACUAAACAUUUUGCACUAACAGAGCUGAAACUGUGAAUCGUUAAAAUAAUACUAAAUGCUUUUUAUUAGUUGACAAAGCCGAAAAAAUAAAAUAUCAUUAAGCACAUAGCUGGUUCAUCGUUCAUUCUGCAUUGACGCUUCUUACCGUUUUUGUAUUGGUUUGCAAUCGAUUUGAGAACUGAGCCCAUACUAAAGUUCUAACAUGUGUUUACUAAUUACAAAACAUGGUUUUAGUGCUGCUGGACAUUGUUUAGUAUUAUUAUGGUUAAAUAUUAAUGUUAAUUGCAUGCUUUUUCGAAAUUAAAUAGUAAUAAGUGGUAAAUCAAACAUUUUCAAAACUGUGGAACUACCAACAAUGGAAACAACUAACAAGCGUUACAUUAAUGACUAAAAAUAAAUUUGAAUAAAAAACAUUGCAAAACCUGUUUUAAAUGCA
This is a messenger RNA of Scaptodrosophila lebanonensis, 6251 nucleotides long. It is a transcript of the gene Arms, whose product is annotated as kinase D-interacting substrate of 220 kDa. The transcript has 8 exons. The record is from RefSeq and is a predicted model, not a curated record. The coding region runs from base 470 to 5200 and encodes 1576 amino acids. NCBI's taxonomy places the organism in Eukaryota, Metazoa, Arthropoda, Insecta, Diptera, Drosophilidae. Gene Ontology annotation, molecular function: protein binding.